Molecule: messenger RNA, 2571 nt
Organism: Panicum hallii
Lineage: Eukaryota; Viridiplantae; Streptophyta; Magnoliopsida; Poales; Poaceae
Product: O-fucosyltransferase 6-like
Exons: 11
Coding region: 330-2066 (578 amino acids)
Source: RefSeq, a predicted model, not a curated record
AUUUACGCCCACCUGGUUCGCCGCCUCCUGUUCUUCUCGUUCACUUGCUUCCCAUUCCGAGUGCCGCCCGCCACCCGGGCACCCGGCUAAAGCUUCGUCCGCACCCACCGCCGCUUCGCGUCUCUCCCCGCGGCCACGAGGUGCACGCUCGCUUCAUAGGAACCGCGCGGAGGAGGCCGGCCGAGAAGGGGAGGCGCCGUGUUCAAGGGGCCGCGGCGCGGGGAGCAUAGGCGGCGUACGUGUGCGCCGUGCACUCGCGCGUGCGCGCGUACGCCGUACGCGUACGUGCGUGAGAGCAGCAGCAGGAGGAGGAGGAAGAGGAGGAGCGCAUGGGGUCGAGACGGCGGCGGCACCACCACCACCACGGCCCGUGGCUGGUGCCCGCAGUGGCUCCGGCCGCGGCGGCGUUCGCGGCGGCGGGGCUGCUGCUCGUCGUCGUCGCGUUCCACUGCUUCCUGUCGCCGCCACUCGCCGACGGCGGCAAAGGCGGCGGCGGGCGUGUCGUCCGGCGCCCGAACCCGCCGUUCCUGUUGAACAAGCCAGCGGAGGUUGCCAGGAGUGUGAUUGGCGCCGUGGAUUUCACUGUUCCUAGCGGCGGGAGCAAGCUUGGGGAGGAGCUCUGGGAGUCGAAGGCGGCGGGCAACUUCUUCGGCUGCAGCAACGCGACCAAGCAAUUCGCCGAUGCCAUGGCUGUGACGAAGUCGGACCGUUACCUGAUGAUCGCAACGAGCGGCGGACUGAAUCAGCAGCGAACAGGGAUCAUAGAUGCUGUUGUUGCAGCCCGCAUACUGAAUGCAACACUUGUCAUUCCAAAGCUGGAUGAAGAAUCCUUCUGGAAUGAUGCGAGUGACUUUGCAGAGAUAUUUGAUGUGGAUUCAUUCAUAUACUCACUCUCGAAUGAUGUAAAGGUCAUACGACAAUUGCCUGAUAUGAAUGGGAAAAAGCUUUCGCCGUAUAAGAUGCGUAUUCCUAGGAAGUGUACUCCAAAAUGCUAUGAGAACAGAGUGCUACCUGCUCUUCUGAAAAAACAUGUUAUUCAAUUAACAAAAUUUGACUACCGAGUGUCCAAUAGGCUAGAGACUGACCUUCAAAAACUUAGGUGUAGAGUCAAUUAUCAUGCACUACAGUUCACAGAUCCAAUCCUAAGAAUGGGCGAAUUGCUUGUCCAAAGAAUGAAGGCAAAGAGUGGACGGUUCAUUGCUCUUCACCUAAGAUUUGAGCCUGACAUGCUCGCUUUCUCUGGUUGCUAUUAUGGGGGUGGAGACAUUGAGAGAAGAGAACUCGGUGAGAUUCGUAAGAGGUGGAAAACCCUGCAUGCAAGCAACCCUGACAGAGAACGACGGCAAGGUAAGUGCCCUCUGACACCAGAGGAAGUCGGCCUCAUGCUUAGGGCACUGGGAUUUGGGAAGGAUGUACACCUAUAUGUUGCAUCAGGAGAUGUAUAUGGAGGCGAGGAAACGUUGGCACCUCUGAAAGCACUCUUUCCAAACUUUCACUCAAAGGAGACUCUAGCAAGCAAGGAGGAGUUGGCGCCUUUCUUACCAUAUUUAUCUCGCAUGGCUGCUCUUGAUUUUAUUGUAUGUGAUAGGAGUGAUGUUUUCGUGACAAACAACAAUGGCAACAUGGCCAGAAUGUUGGCUGGUCGAAGGAGAUAUUUUGGGCACAGGAGGACCAUAAGGCCCAAUGCUAAGAAACUAUACUCACUAUUUCUGAAUCGAACCAGUAUGAGUUGGGACACAUUUGCAUCCAAAGUUCUGACAACCCAAAAGGGAUUCAUGGGGGAGCCCAAUGAGAUUAAACUAGGAAGAGGCGAAUUCCAUGAGCAUCCUAUGGAUUGCAUUUGUGCAAAAGCCAAGGAAAAAAUUGGGCAGAGCAAGCCUCAUCAAAUUAAACGUGCUGGAGAAGCUGCGGAGAACCAUUCUAGUGAUGGAGACCUCGACUGGAGGGAUUUGGACUAUGGAGAGCAUACACCAUUGGGCAGGGAUUCAUCUAAGGAAUCUGAAUCAGAUGAUAUUCGUGUUGGUGGAUCAGACAUUCCUGAAUUGGAGGACAUGAUGUCGGACUAGAUACUUAAAAAUAGAUAUUUCUAUAUAGGUUUGUUUUUCUUUUCAAAGGGCUUGGUGAUAAACUAUUGUGUUUACAGAAGCUGCUGCAUAGGUUAUCAUUUCUCCUGUUUAUUUCUUGGAGACUUAUAGAAGAGAGUAAGAGUUUUGGCUGGCCCGGCAAAGAAGAAAGGGCAGGAAGAGCUUCCUGCAGAAAAAGCAGAGAAGCCUUCAGUUCAGUAUGAGUUAAACAACUGUACAGUGUUUGAUUGGUCCUCAAGUAAUGCUGAUUGGUAAACUAGAAGAUGUUUUCCCUUUCAUAUAGUUUGUACCGUAAAUAGAUGCUACAAAAGUCCCUUCUUUAAGCUUUUACUGUGUAGUGUUAUAAUUAGAAGAAUUUGCUUGGGUUUAGCAUUUAUUCUUGGUCUUUUUUCUUUCACAAUAAAAGUCUGUCACCAAUUUUGCACCUCCAUCGAAAUUUGUAUAUAUAACUUGAAGCAUGAGAAUGAAAAAGGAGAUUUUGUACCGA